Phyllostomus discolor (pale spear-nosed bat) is the source of this 1228-nucleotide messenger RNA. Its product is annotated as ubiquitin-conjugating enzyme E2 L3-like. The record is from RefSeq and is a predicted model, not a curated record. Lineage: Eukaryota; Metazoa; Chordata; Mammalia; Chiroptera; Phyllostomidae. The coding region runs from base 25 to 489 and encodes 154 amino acids. The transcript has a single exon.
CGGCGAAAGCUGGGCAGAUCCAAGAUGGCAGCCAGCAGGCGGCUGAUGAAGGAGUUGGAAGAAAUCCGCAGAAGUGGAAUUAAAAACUUCCAAAACAUCCAGGUUGAUGACGCUAAUUUAUUGACUUGGCAAGGGCUUAUUGUCCCUGACAACCCUCCAUAUGAUAAGGGGGCCUUCAAAAUUGAAAUCAACUUUCCAGCCGAGUAUCCAUUCAAACCGCCGAAGAUCAUAUUUAAAACGAAGAUUUAUCACCCCAACAUCGAUGAAAAAGGGCAGGUCUGUCUGCCAGUAAUUAGUGCUGAAAACUGGAAGCCAGCAACCAAAACCGACCAAGUGAUCCAGGACCUCAUAGCACUGGUGAACGACCCUCAGCCCGAGCACCCACUUCGGGCAGACCUAGCUGAAGAAUACUCCAAAGAUCACAAGAAAUUCUGUAAGAACGCUAAGGCAUUUACAAAGAAAUACGGGGAAAAGCGGCCUGUGGACUAAAAUCUGCCACGAUUGAUUCCAGCAAGAGGGAGCUGAGACCCCAGCAAUGCACUGACACCUGCAAAGCAGGACUCGGGAAAACUGACACGUGCCACCGUUACUGGCAGUUACUAACUUUCUACAGUUUUCUUAAUUAAAACUGCUGUACGUAACCUGUAAAGAAAGGAUUAAAAAUGUAAGAUGUUCUAAACAACAAAUAAAAAACCCCCUCUGUUUGGCAGGAUAGAUCGCAUUUCAUCCCAAAAUAGAAUGUAAAAAAAAAGUAGCUACAUAUUUUAAGACUCGUUUGAAAUCUACAAAUGUUCUUUGGUAAACAUUUAUUUUACGAUUCUGACUUUCCUAUUCCUUCUUUUUCAAUUUCUUCUUAAUUAUCAGCUGUUGGUUUAUAAUGCUCACCCACUUAUCCUUCCUUCCUUGUUGGAAGCUAUAGAGGUGCAGAAAGUUUCCAUAGUAAUAACUGCCUUUCUCCUUUUCCUCUCUGCUUCCCCACUCAAUUUGUUAAUAUCCAUUUUAUAGGUGCAAACCUGUAUUAAGAUGUGUUAUAACACAGUCACAGUCUUGGUUCCUUUUGGAGUGGUUUCAAUAAAUGAGUUGUCAUAAUUUAGGUUUUGCAAUAGUAUCUUCAUUUCUAAUUUAAGUUGUAUAAGUUUAAAGUUUACAGCACAUUGCUUUGACUUACAUAUUUGUGAAAGGAUGACCACAAUUGACUUAGUUAACAACCAACAUCUCAUAUACAUAC